This is a messenger RNA of Astyanax mexicanus (Mexican tetra), 1985 nucleotides long. It is a transcript of the gene foxd7, whose product is annotated as forkhead box D7. NCBI's taxonomy places the organism in Eukaryota, Metazoa, Chordata, Actinopteri, Characiformes, Acestrorhamphidae. Bases 290 to 1201 code for a protein of 303 amino acids. The record is from RefSeq and is a predicted model, not a curated record. Gene Ontology annotation, biological process: anatomical structure morphogenesis; regulation of transcription by RNA polymerase II; cell differentiation. Gene Ontology annotation, molecular function: RNA polymerase II cis-regulatory region sequence-specific DNA binding; DNA-binding transcription factor activity, RNA polymerase II-specific. The transcript has a single exon.
GAGCUACCAGUGGAGAGAAGUGGCAGAUGCUGUGAAGACGCGUCGGAGGAAGCCCGUCAGCAAGCUGAGGCCGGACAAUGUUGGGAAUUUACGCAAAUUUUAAGAGACGCCACUCACUAAAACUAAAGCUGCGAGUAAAUUAGAAGACUUGUCUUGACGUUUUCGGUCUCGUUUCUUGUUUUUGAUCAUCCUAAGAAGCAGGAGGGGUCAGUUUGGUUCUUUUUCCAGCGUGCUCUGCUCCACAGUGUCUCCUGAGGUGAAGUGGCCAUUGAGAGUUUUGCGCGCCGCUAUGACCCUGGACACGGAUUUAAUGGACGAGCUCGUUAUUGAUGUAGUGGGUGAAGGUAGCAUGGACUCAGUGGACGAGCCUGUGUCGGUGUUACCGGGGGCAAACGCCAAGCUGCCUGGGUCUGCCUCGAGCUCGGGGUCCCUGUCUCUGGAGGCGGAGGAGGAGGGCGGUGGAGGCGGAGUAGGAUGCGCGGCUGGCGCAAGGACCACGGCUCCGGGCAGCAAGUCCGGCACGGUAAAGCCGCCCUACUCGUACAUUGCCCUCAUCACCAUGGCCAUCCUGCAGAGCCCCAAGAAGCGGCUCACCCUCAGCGAGAUCUGCGACUUUAUCAGCCGCCGCUUCCCCUACUACCGCGAGAAGUUCCCCGCCUGGCAAAACUCCAUCCGCCACAACCUGUCCCUCAACGACUGCUUCGUAAAGAUGCCGCGCGAGCCGGGCAAUCCGGGCAAGGGCAACUACUGGACGCUGGACCCGAACUCUGCCGACAUGUUCGACAACGGCAGCUUCUUGCGGCGCCGCAAGCGCUUCAAGCGGCAGCACUGCAGGCGCACGGGCGCUUUUGACGAGCGCGCAGCCGCCUUCUUUGGCAUAGCGUGUGGCGCUUGUGGCCCGUGUGGCGGCGGCAGUGGCGGAGUCGGUGGCGGCGCGUCACUAGCGCCGUGCCUGCCCUUACCGAGCCUAGACGCAUGUCCGUUUACCUUCCAUCGCAUCACCGCCGCGCACGCGCCCGCCGUCCUUCCAGCGCUCUCGGCCAUUUUUCCACGCAGCAGCAGUACCUGCGCCGCAGCGCGCGCACCGCUGGGCCUGGGCUCCCCGUUCCCGACCUCCCCUGCACUCUUCCACCCUGUCGCCUUCCCGCCCUUCAUAGGUCUGCAGUACGGACAGCUGAAAGCGCGUGACCUGGAGAAGUGACACCGACGGCGGAGAGUGCGGUGAAAAGUGCCUUUACGCACGCACGCGCUCAAAAGUGACUCAGGUCUGAAGAUUUCGCAUUUUCGUGUUUUUUUUUGUUCUCAGGAAUUUGGAUUUUUUUGAGUGCAAGAAUGUGGAUACUGUUAGUGGACGCUCAGCUUCAGUUUAUACAGUUUUGAAGGAUUUUCUCAAAAGAAGGAUUUAAAGUAGCUUCAGGGUGGACAUCGGGUCAUACACGAGAUGUUACUUCAGGAAACUAUUUCCUUGUUUAUUCCAGACAAGCCAGCCAAAGAAUUUUACUUAAUGCGCAACACAUAAAUAGAUAAUAAUAAAUAAAAAAUACACAUAUUCACUGUCAUUUAAAAACAUUGAAUCUAAUUUUUAAACUUGUUAACAUGUAACACUAAAUAACCCAAUAACACGAAAGACAAAUUUUUAUUUUCAUUCAUGAAACAGAGUUCUAUUUUUGGUCUGUAAAGUUUGUGAGUUUUCAGAAACGAGUUUUUUUUUUUUUUGCCUGACAGUGACGAUUCAUAGACAAUCAUAUUUUUAUUCAGAAACUAUAAUGGCUCAAGUGCCUAUAUGACCUGAUGGCCAACCAUACCUGAACCUUCUUCCCUGUGGACUUAUGAUUUACGGACUGAUUUUUGCUUUGCAAAUGUUUUCUGGCUGCAUUUCACGCUAUACAACUGAAGUGCCUUGAGUGUUAAAAAAAAAUAUAUGUAUAUAUAAAAUAUUUAAAUGACGAAUUUCUCAUUAAUGCUUGAAACGAAAUAAAAACGAA